Messenger RNA from Seminavis robusta, 532 nucleotides. The record is from the annotation of a GenBank genome assembly. Lineage: Eukaryota; Bacillariophyta; Bacillariophyceae; Naviculales; Naviculaceae.
CUCCUGGGAAUCUUUCCUUGAGGGGCAAGCGUGCGUACCGAUACUGCCAUAAACUUCGCUGGACACCACCACACAUACAUGUACAUACAUUGCCAAGAGACCACAGCACCCCGCAUAGCACCCAACAUCAGACCAAAGGCAUCCCACACACUGCCUGCCUCUUGUGAUCUGACCCUCUCUCUGUGUCAAACCUUGAAGUGAAAGAACUGAAAGAAUGGUAGUUCGCCUGCGAUUGCAACGCUUCGGGCGUACACAUGCUCCCUUUUAUCGAAUGGUGGCGGCUCACUCCAAGGCCCCUCGAGAUGGUCGAUUCCUGGAGAUUGUUGGCACAUACAAUCCUAUUGCGAACCGGCAUGGAAUGAAGGAAAUUCGACUCAAGACAGAUCGCCUCAAGUACUGGAUUGCUGUGGGCGCUCAACCAUCGGACAGAGUGGCUUGGAUAUUGGGAAAAUUUGGGAUAUUGCCACCACCUCCAAGAAGGACGUCCUUUGAAUCUGCAGUGCCGAAAAAAGAUCGGAAUAAAGAUGAUUAG